This is a messenger RNA of Acomys russatus (golden spiny mouse), 711 nucleotides long. RefSeq names its product keratin-associated protein 5-1-like. The transcript has a single exon. The record is from RefSeq and is a predicted model, not a curated record. Bases 1 to 711 code for a protein of 236 amino acids. NCBI's taxonomy places the organism in Eukaryota, Metazoa, Chordata, Mammalia, Rodentia, Muridae.
AUGCGCUGGCUGCACUGUGCCCAUCUGUGCACUGGCUGCACUGUGCCCAUCUGUGCGCUGGCUGCACUGUGCCCAUCUGUGUGCUGGCUGCACUGUGCCCAUGUGUGCGCUGGCUGCACUGUGCCCGUCUGUGCGCUGGCUGCACUGUGCCCAUGUGUGCGCUGGCUGCACUGUGCCCAUGUGUGCGCUGGCUGCACUGUGCCCAUCUGUGUGCUGGCUGCACUGUGCCCAUGUGUGCGCUGGCUGCACUGUGCCCAUCUGUGCGCUGGCUGCACUGUGCCCGUCUGUGCGCUGGCUGCACUGUGCCCAUGUGUGCACUGGCUGCACUGUGCUCGUCCGUGCGCUGGCUGCACUGUGCCCGUCUGUGCGCUGGCUGCACUGUGCCCACGUGUGCGCUGGCUGCACUGUGCCCAUCUGUGUGCUGGCUGCACUGUGCCCGUCUGUGCGCUGGCUGCACUGUGCCCGUCUGUGCGCUGGCUGCACUGUGCCCGUCUGUGCGCUGGCUGCACUAUGCCCGUCUGUGCGCUGGCUGCACUGUGCCCGUCUGUGCGCUGGCUGCACUGUGCCCAUGUGUGCACUGGCUGCACUGUGCCCGUCCGUGCGCUGGCUGCACUGUGCCCGUCCGUGCGCUGGCUGCACUGUGCCCAUGUGUGCCCUGGCUGCACUGUGCCCAUCUGUGUGCUGGCUACACUGUGCCCCGGUGCCCACUGA